Molecule: messenger RNA, 1436 nt
Organism: Musa acuminata subsp. malaccensis (wild Malaysian banana)
Lineage: Eukaryota; Viridiplantae; Streptophyta; Magnoliopsida; Zingiberales; Musaceae
Product: probable serine/threonine-protein kinase PIX13
Biological process (GO): protein phosphorylation
Molecular function (GO): protein kinase activity; ATP binding
Source: RefSeq, a predicted model, not a curated record
UUACAAUUUCGAUGGAUUAUGGAUGUUGAAUUCCACAGCUUAUAUGGUGUUGAAUUCCACAACCAGCGCAGGAUUGACUUUAUGAAGACCGGUGACUGUGGAAGAGAGAGUGUGUGUGUGUGUGUGUGGAACAGGUCAAGAUUCCCCUUUCUGCUUCUUGUCGACUUGCUGCCAUUAUCUUUGCCUUGUGUUCCCUUCAUUCUCUCUUCGGAGGGAGAGCGGACAAGAGCAAGAAGGAAUUGAAUAUGGGGAAUUGCUGUACUUUCUGUGCGAAUUAUCGGCAGCCAUCCAAUACAGGGCACCAAUCGACAUUCAAGGCCAGCAGCAGUGACGCCACCACCGAGAAGCUCUCGACCCAUAGUUGCAGCUUCGGUCGGUCCACCGUCAGCGGCGCAAGCGGCGACGAGGAGUUUCCGGAGGGCCGGAUCUUGGAGGUGCCGAAUCUUCGAACCUUCACGUUUGCGGAGAUGAAGAUUGCCACCAGAAACUUCAGGCCUGAUACGAUACUCGGGGAGGGUGGGUUUGGGAGAGUGUACAAGGGAUGGGUGGAAGAGAAGACUCUGAAUCCUGCAAAGACUGGACUGGGAAUGAUAGUCGCUGUGAAGAAACUGAGCCCUGAUAGCAUGCAAGGGUUGGAACAAUGGCAGUCUGAGGUAAAAUUCCUUGGGAGGCUUUCACAUCCCAACCUUGUCAAGCUGUUGGGCUAUUGCUUGGAGGACAAUGAGCUUCUCCUGGUGUAUGAGUACAUGGCAAGGGGAAGCUUGGAAAGCCACCUCUUCAGAAAAGGAGAAUCUUAUGAGCCACUGUCGUGGAGUCUGAGGCUGAAAAUAGCCAUCGGUGCGGCCAGAGGACUUGCGUUCUUACAUACAUCAGAGAAGGAAGUCAUCUACAGGGACUUCAAGGCUGCUAACAUCCUCCUCGACUCCAACUACAAUGCAAAACUCUCGGACUUUGGUCUGGCGAAGAAUGGGCCAACCGAUGGAGACACGCAUGUAACGACACGAAUCAUGGGCACCAUGGGAUACGCAGCUCCAGAGUAUAUGGCUACUGGUCAUUUAUAUGUGAAGAGCGAUGUGUAUGGAUUUGGGGUUGUAGUACUGGAGAUGCUCACUGGGAUGAGGGCGGUCGACACAAAUCGUCCGGUCACGCUACGAAACUUGGUUACUUACGCUAGACCAUCGUUAUCCGACCGGAGAAAGCUGGCACGGCUUAUGGACCGUCGACUCGAGGGACAGUAUCCCCCGAAAGGGGCUCUUCAGGUUGCCCAGCUCACUCUGGAAUGUCUUGCCAGCGAUCCCAAGAAACGUCCGAACAUGAAGGAAGUUGUGCAAAGGCUGGAGCAGAUUGAAGACCUGAAAGGCAGGCCGAGAGAAGAGGCUGUGGCUGGCAGCCGUGGCCCGAGUUCCUCUCACAACCACUCACCGCGAAUCGCCUAG